AUGAUUACCACCCACCUCUCCCCAACCCUGAAGCACCGCUUCCUGUCCCCGCUCCACUCCACCUCCCAGUCCCACCACCACUACCUUCUCGUGCACCUCCCGCUCCCGCUCCCCCGCCGCCACCGCCACCGCCACCUCGCUAAGCCCGCCGCCGCCGUCGCCGCAGCCGCCGCGCCAGACCUCCUCGCCAGCGUCGAGUCCGUCGCCUCCGCGGCCUCCGUCCUGGCCGCUAUCGUGCUCGUCCACGAGUCCGGCCACUUCCUCGCCGCGGCGUCCCGGGGUAUCCACGUCUCCCAGUUCUCCAUCGGCUUCGGCCCGGCGCUCGCCCGCUUCCGCCUCGGCCCCGUCGAGUACGCGCUCCGCGCCAUCCCGCUCGGAGGCUACGUCGGCUUCCCCGACGACGACCCGGAGUCCGGCUUCGCGCCCGACGACCCGGACCUCCUCCGCAACCGCCCCGUCCCGGACCGCCUCCUCGUCGUCUCCGCCGGCGUCGCCGCCAACCUCGCCUUUGCCUUCCUCAUCGUCUACGCGCAGGCGCUCACCGUCGGCGUCCCCGUCCAGGCGCAGCUCCCCGGGGUGCUCGUCCCCGAGGUCCUCCCGGGCUCCGCGGCCGCGCGCGCGGGCCUCCUCCCCGGGGACAUCAUCCUCGCUGUCCCCGGCGCCGCGCCGGACCCGUCCGUGCCCGUCCUCGUCGACCUCAUCAAGGCCAGCCCCAGCAAGAAGGUGCCCCUCACCGUCUCAAGAGCCGGUCCCGGGGCGGUGGACAGGCGGUCCGUUGAGCUCACCGUCGUGCCGGACACCAGCGCCGAUGGCAUGGGGCGCAUCGGCGUGCAGCUCUCCCCCAACGUCAUGGUCACGCGCGUGCGCCCCAAGAACCUGGCCGACGCCACCGUCCUUGCCGUGCGCGAGUUCACGCUCUUGACCGGGACGGUGUUUGACGGGCUCAGGCAGACAUUGCUCAACUUUUCUCAGUCCGCCGAGAAGGUGUCAGGCCCUGUUGCCAUCAUCGCAGUUGGAGCAGAAGUGGCCAGGUCCAGUGCGGAUGGUCUGUUUCAGUUUGCGGCGGUGAUCAACCUCAACCUUGCAGCCAUAAACUUGUUACCCUUGCCAGCAUUGGACGGUGGCACAUUGGCAUUGAUCCUUCUUGAGGCAGCCCGUGGUGGCCGCAAGAUUCCCCGAGAAGUGGAACAGGGCAUUAUGUCAUCAGGGAUAUUGGUGGUGCUCAUGGUUGGCAUGUUCCUCAUUGUGCGUGACACACUCAACCUUGACUUCAUCAAGGAGAUGUUGUGA
Miscanthus lutarioriparius is the source of this 1290-nucleotide messenger RNA. The record is from the annotation of a GenBank genome assembly. NCBI's taxonomy places the organism in Eukaryota, Viridiplantae, Streptophyta, Magnoliopsida, Poales, Poaceae.